AUGUGUGGGGGAAUCAAGAAAUUUGCUCUUGCUAAGGAUUGUCUCCAGGCCAUUAAGAAUAAAUUUAGGGAAUCUGAGAAAGCUGAAAUUGCUCAACACAUAUCUCUCUUAACUUCUUACAAAUUUGAAGGUGGAGGCUCAAUCAGAGAUCGUAUUAUGAGGAUGACUGAUGCAGCCAAGAAGCUCACUUCCAUGGAUGUCAACAUUUGUGAAGAGCAACUAAUUUUCAUGAUAUUACAAGCCCUGCCACAAAAGUAUAGCCAACUCAAGGUAUCUUACAACACUCAAGACAAAACUUGGAUCGUGGAUGAGUUGAUUGUCACUGUGUGCAAGAGGAGAAUCGAUAAAAGCAAGAAAAAAGCAAAGAACCUGAACAGCCUUGAAUUUGAAGAAAUGGUGCAGUCGGAUUUUGAUACUUCACAACUUAAUUAUACUCAAGUACCUUUGCUUCAGAAAUCCAACACCAUUAAUUCUGAUCUUGAUGAAGACAUGAUGGAUGUGCCGGAGAAUCUUAUUCAAAAUAACAAUCCAAGUACUGAAACUCAAGAAAUGACUCAGUUCGAUUUGGAUCAUAAUCAAGCAAUGAAGAGCCUUCAAGUAGUUCUAUGGCAAAGGCAAGAAGAACUUGAUUCAAUGCAGAAAAACAAUGUUCGGUCCUUGGUGCACUUGCCAGCUAAAGUUCAGACUAUUGACUGUAAAUGGGUAUACAAGACCCAGAGGGAUGCUGAAGGAAGGAUUGAAAGAUACAAGGCUAGAUUAGUUGCAAAAGGGUUUACACAAAGAAAGGGGGUUGAUUAUAAAGACACUUUUUCCCCAGUAUCUUCAAAGGAUUCUUUGAGAGUUAUAAUGGCCUUGACUGCCCAUUUUGAUCUGGGAUUACACCAAAUGGAAGUCAAGACUGCUUUCUUGAAUGGUGAGCUCGAUGAAGAAAUAUUCAUGACUCAACCUCCUGGAUUUGUUGAAAGGGGGAAAGAAAAUAUGAUUUGCAAACUGAACAAGUCAAUUUAUGGAUUAAAGCAAGCUUCAAGACAAUGGUUCUUAAAGUUUGAUUAG
Molecule: messenger RNA, 1053 nt
Organism: Pyrus x bretschneideri (Chinese white pear)
Lineage: Eukaryota; Viridiplantae; Streptophyta; Magnoliopsida; Rosales; Rosaceae
Exons: 3
Coding region: 1-1053 (350 amino acids)
Source: RefSeq, a predicted model, not a curated record